Messenger RNA from Geodia barretti, 228 nucleotides. NCBI's taxonomy places the organism in Eukaryota, Metazoa, Porifera, Demospongiae, Tetractinellida, Geodiidae. The record is from the annotation of a GenBank genome assembly.
GCAAUGGGAGCUCUGGAGGGAGCCUGGGCCUUGGCUCACGGAUCACUGACUGAACUCAGUGAACAGAACAUCAUCGAUUGCUCUGUUCCGUACGGUAACCAUGGGUGUCAGGGUGGAAACAUGUACAACUCUUUCCUCUACGUUGUGUCCAAUGACGGAGUCGACACAGCAGAUUCAUACCCCUUCAAGGGAAAGCAACAGUCGUGCAGCUUUUCCUCCAAUGGACUG